This is a messenger RNA of Coregonus sp. 'balchen', 8948 nucleotides long. The record is from the annotation of a GenBank genome assembly. Lineage: Eukaryota; Metazoa; Chordata; Actinopteri; Salmoniformes; Salmonidae.
AUGAACCUCUUCAACGAGACGACUCCACUGUGCUUCUCCAUCAACAGUCCCCCCUUCAACUACAACCAUACCAUUGCUUCCCGCAACUUCUCCACUGUGUUCAGCUCUCUGGGCCUCACCUUCAACCUCAUCGCCUUUGUGGUCCUCCUCAAGUCCUUCCAGCGCACGCACAGCCGCUCGCGCUCCUCCUUCCUCAUCUUCCUCUGCGGCCUGGUGGUCACCGACUUCAUGGGCCUCCUGGUCACCGGCAUUAUCGUGGUCUCCUUCCACUUCACCCAGUUCAACUGGCGCCGCCUGGACCCGCACUGCCACUUCUGCAACUACAUGGGCAUGUCCAUGGUCUUCUACGGCCUGUGCCCGCUGCUGCUGGGCGCCACCAUGGCCGUGGAGCGCUUCGUGGGCAUCAACCGGCCGUUCGCCCGCUCGACCAGCAUGCCCAAGUCGCGGGCCAUGUGCAUAGUGCUGAUGGUGUGGACGGUAGCGGGGUGCAUCUCACUGCUGCCCCUGGUGGGCGUGGGGAGCUAUCACAUGCAGAUACCGGGCUCCUGGUGCUUCUUCAACAUUGGCUCGGAGGCUAGCGACAUGGCCUUCUGCCUGCUCUUCUCACUGGUGGGGCUGCUGUGCAUCGCCGUGUCCUUCCUGCUCAACACGGUGAGCGUGGUGACCCUGGUCAAGGUGUGCUGCGGCCAGGACGCUACGCAGCGUCGCCGCGACUACGAGGUGGAGAUGAUGGUGCAGCUCAUCUGGAUCAUGAUGAUCGCUUCCAUCUGCUGGUGCCCCCUGCUGGUGAGUAGUGGCGGCCUAUCAAAACACGCACACACACAUACACACAAUACCAAGCACAUACAGGACAUAUGCCCCUAGGUCAGGAGGACACAAUAUCCGCUCAAACACAUCGUUAUAUUCAUCACUCAGUAUUGAUAUGUAUGAAAUUCGGACAUUUGUUGUUUGUAACAUAUUUAAGCAAUAUGUGGUAUAUGGCCAAUAUAACAUGGCUAAGAGCUGAUCUUAGGCACGACGCAACGCGAAGUGCCUGGACACAGCCCUUAGCCGUGGUAUAUUGGCCGUAUAUCACAAACCCCUGAGGUGCCUUAUUGCUAUUAUAAACUGGUUACCAACGUAAUUAGAGCAGUAAAAAUACAUGUUUUGUCAUCAUACCUGUGGUAUACGGUCUUAUAUACCACGGCUGUCAGCCAAUCAGCAUUCAGGGCUAGAACCACCCAGAUUAUAAAAUGCAAUAUACCAUCGUUGUCCACUGCUGCAUACUUACUGCAUUUGAAUGGCAAAUGAAGUCAAGAGAUAAUGAUCAACUCGCACUUGAUACAGGCCCCAAUACAUGUGUAUCAAUAUGUGCACACACAAAUCUCUGCCUAUUGAGGUUGCUCUCUCGACCCUCCGCUAACAGAACUCUCUUUGGCUAACUCUCCGGUACCACUGCUGCCUUGUCUCUAAACCUAAGCAGGGUUGUCCCUGGAUGGGAGACCAGCUGCUACUGGAAGUGGUGUUGGAAGUCCAGAAGGGGGCCCUCUUCCCUCUGGUCUAGGGAGAUUCCAAUGCCCCAGGGCAGUGAAGGGGACAUUGCCCUGCCGUCUUUCGGAUGGGACGUUAAAACGAGUGUCCUGACUCUCUGUGGUCACUAAAGAUCCCAUGGCACUUAUCGUAAGAGUAGGGGUGUUAACCCAAGUGUCCUGGCUAAAUUCCCAACCUGACCCUCAUGGCCACCUAAUCAUCUCCAGCUUCCAAUUGGUGCAUUUAUCCCCUCUUCUCCCCCUUGUAACUCAUACUUAGGUUGUUGCAAUGAUACGUUCUCAGUCAACUUACCUGGUAAAAUAAGGCUAAAUAACUGGCUGAACAGCAUAAACUGUGGGCGUCUUUAUAAGCAGCGUGCAUUGCAUACAGCCCAGGUCAAGUUCAGGAAGUGGAAUUGGCCCUGUAUUAGGGAGUAUGGCUGUAUGCUGCCUGGUGAUAAGGCCUGUAAGAGGGGGCCAUCUCCGGCUGCAGACAGAGGGGGAUAUCCGGGCCAGAGUGGACUCCCUGUCCCUUUCCUAUAUCUGCCUCUGUCGCUCUGUCUCUUUACGUUCAAUCGAUUCAAUUCAAAACCGAUGCAACGUUUUCAAUCGCACAGUGAAUGAGUUCAGUUGAUAAAAGUACUAACAAAUACAGAAAUGUUAUAUUACAUUACGCAAACAGUCUCUGACAUGUAAUGCACAGUGCAUUCAGAAAGUAUUCAGACCUCCUCCUUUUUCCACAUUUUGUUACGUUACAGCCUUAUUCUAAAAUAGAAUUAAAAAAAAAAAAAUCCUCAUCAAUCUACACACAAUACCCAAUAAUAACAAAGCGAAAACAGGUUUUUAAGAAAUUUUAGCAAAUGUAUUAAAUAGAAAAAAACAGAAAUACCUUAUUUACAUAGUAUUAAAAUCAAAUCACAUUUUAUUUGUCACAUACACGUGUUUAGCAGAUGUUAUAGCGGGUGUAGCAAAAUGCUUGUGCUUCUAGCUCCGACAGUGCAGUAAUAUCUAACAAUUACACAACAUAUACCCAAUACACACAAAAAAGUAAGGAAUGGGAUUUAAGAAUAUAUACAUAUAUGGACAAGCAAUGACAGAGUGGCAUGGACUAGGAUACAGUAGAAUAUUAUAGAAUAGAAUGCAGUAUAUACAUAUGAGAUGAGUAGUGCAAGAUAUGUAAACAUUAUUAAAGUGACUAGUGUUCCAUUUCUUAAAGUGGCCAGUGAUUUCAAUAGGCAGCAGCAGCAGCCUCUAAUGUGCUAGUGAUGGCUAUUUUUUUAUUUAUUUUUGAUAGCCUGGUGAACUGGCAGUGACUCGGGUGGUUGAUGUCCUUGAUGAUAUUUUUGGCCUUCCUGUGACAUCGGGUGCUGUAUGUGUAUUGGAGGGCGGGUAUUUUUUAUUUUUUUUACAGACGCUCUUAUCCAGAGCUGAUGUGUACGCCAAGGAACUUGAAGCUUCCCACCUUCUCCACUGCGGUCCUGUUGAUGUGGAUAGGGGGGUGCACCCUCUGCUGUUUCCUGAAGUCCACGAUCAUCUCCUUUGUUUUGUUGAUGUUGAGUGAGAGGUUAUUUUCCUGGCACCACACUCCCAGAGCCCUCACCUCCUCCCUGUAGGCGGUCUCGUCAUUGUUGGUAAUCAAGCCUCCUACUGUUGUGUCGUCUGCAAACUUGAUGAUUGAGUUGGAGGCGUGCUUGGCCACGCAGUCAUGGGUGAACAGGGAGUACAGGAGGGGGCUGAGCACGGACCCUUGUGGGGCCCCAGUGUUGAGGAUCAGCGAAGUGGAGAUGUUGUUUCCUACCUUCACCACCUGGGGGCGGCCCGUCAGGAAGUCCAGGACCCAGUUGCACAUGGCGGGGUUCAGACCCAGGGCCUUGAGCUUAAUGAUGAGCUUGGAGGGUACUAUGGUGUUGAAUGCUGAGCUAUAGUCAAUGAACAGCAUUCUUACAUAGGUAUUCCUCUUGUCCAGAUGGGAUAGGGCAGUGUGCAGUGUGAUGGCAAUAGCAUCGUCUGUGGAUCUAUUGGGGCGUUAAGCAAAUUUAAGUGGGUCUAGGGUGACAGGUAGGUAGAGGUGAUAUUAUCCUUGACUAGUCUCUCAAAGCACUUCAUGAUGACAGAGGUGAGUGCUACAGGGCGAUAGUCAUUUAGUUCAGUUACCUUUGUUUUCUUGGGUACAGGAACAAUGGUGGCCAUCUUGAAGCAUGUGGGAACAGCAGACUGGGAAAGGGAGAGAUUGAAUAUGUCCAUGAACACACCAGCCAGCUGGUCUGCGCAUGCGCAUGCUCUGAGGACGCGGCUAGGGAUGUCGUCUGGGCCGGCAGCCUUGCGGGGGUUAACAUGCUUAAAUGUCUUAAUCAUGUCGGCCAUGAAGAAGGAGAGGCCACAGUCCUUGGUAGUGGGCCUCGUCAGUGGCACUGUGUUAUCCUCAAAGCGGGCGAAGAAGGUGUUUAGCUUGUCUGGAAGCGAGACGUCGGUGUCGGUGACGUGGCUGGUUUUCUUUUUGUAGUCCGUGAUUGCCUGUAGACCCUGCCACAUACGUCUCGUGUCUGAGCCGUUGAAUUGCGACUCCACUUUGUCUCUAUACUGAUGUUUUGCUAGUUUAAUUGCCUUGCGGAGUGAGUAGCUACACUGUUUGUAUUCUGCCAUAUUCCCAGUCACCUUGCCAUGGUUGAAUGUGGUGGUUCGCACUUUCAGAUUUGCGCGAAUGCUGCCGUCUAUCCACGGUUUCUGGUUAGGGUAGGUUUUAAUAGUCACAGUGGGCACAACAUCACCUAUACACUUCCUGAUAAACUCUGUCACCGUUUCAGUGUAUGUGUCUAAAUUAUCCCAGUCCACGUGAUCAAAACAAUCUUGAAGCGUGGAUUCCGAUUGGUCAGACCAGCGUUGAAUAGUCCUUAGCACGGGUACUUCCUGUUUGAAUUUCUGCCUAUAGGAAGGGAUAAGCAAAAUGGAGUCAUGGUCAGAUUUGCUGAAAGGAGGGCGGGGGAGGGCCUUAUAACCAUCCCGGAAGUUUGAAUAGCAAUGGUCGAGGAUUUUAGCAGCGCGAGUACAACAGUCGAUGUGUUGAUAGAACUUCGGCAGUCUAGUCCUCAAAUGUGCUUUGUUAAAAUCCCUGGCUACAAUAAAUGCAGCCUCAGGAUAUGUGGUUUCCAGUUUGCAUAAGGUCCAGUGAAGUUCUUUGAGGGCCGUCGUGGUAUCAGCUUGAGGGGGGAUAUACACGGCCGUGACUAUAACCGAAGAGAAUUCUCUUGGGAGAUAAUACGGUCGGCAUUUGAUUGUGAGGUAUUCUAGGUCGGGUGAACAAAAGGACUUGAGUUCCUCUAUGUUACUACAAUUACACCAUGAGUCGUUAAUCAUGAAACACACACCUCCGUCCUUCUGCUUCCCGGAGAGAUAUUUAUUCCCUCUGGCUGGACCUAUUUUGACAGAAUAUCCCAAGAGAGCCAUGUUUCCAUGAAACAGAGUAUGUUACAGGCCCUGAUGUCUCUCUGGAAAGAAAUCCUUGCCCGUAGUUCGUCGACUUUGUUAACCAAAGAUUGAAGAUUAGCGAGUAGAAUACUUGAAAGCGGUGGGUGGUGUGCACGCCUCCUAAGUCAGACCAGCAGGCCGCUCCGAGUGCCUCUCCUCUGCCGGCAAUGUUUUGUGUCAGCCGCUGGAAUCAGUUCAGUUGCCCCGGCUGUAUGUAAUGAUGCAAAACACUUUCUGAGAUAAUAAUGUAAAAAAUAAUACAUAAAAAAACAAAAUACUGCAAAGUUUCCUAAGAGCUAGUCACGAGGCCGCUCUCUUUGUCGGCGCCAGGUACUAUUCAGACCCUUUGCUAUGAAACAGUGCAUGUCAGAGCAAAAACCAAGCCAGGAGGUUGAAGGAAUUGUCCGUAGAGCUCCGAGACAGGAUUGUGUUGAGGCACAAAUCUGGGGAAGGGUACCAACAUAUUUCUGCAGCAUUGAAGGUCCCCAAGAACACAGUGGCCUCCAUCAUUCUUAAAUGGAAGAAGUUUGGAACCACCAAGACUCUUCCUAGAGCUGGCCGCCCGGCCAAACUGAGCAAUCGGGGGAGAAGGGCCUUGGUCGGGGAGGUGACCAAGAACCUGAUGGUCACUCUGACAGAGCUCCAGAGUUCCUCUGUGGAAAUUGGAGAACCUUCCAGAAGGACAACCAUCUCUACACCACUCCACCAAUCAGGCCUUUAUGGUAGAGUGGCCAGACGGAAGCCACUCCUCAGUCAAAAGCACAUGACAGCCUGCUUGGAGUUUGCCAAAAGGCACCUAAAGGACUCUCAGACCAUGAGAAACUAAAUACUCUGGUCUGAUGAAACCAAGAUUGAACUCUUUGGCCUAAAUGCCAAGUCUGGAGGAAACCUGGCACCAUCCCUACGGUGAAGCAUGCUGUGGGAAUGUUUUUCAGCUGCAGGGACUGGGAGACUAUUCAGGAUCAUUAAUCUUUCCCUCGAUCCUGACUAGUCUCCCAGUCCCAGAAAAACAUCCCCACAGCAUGAUGCUGAUCCUUGAUGACAACCUGCUCCAGAGCGCUCAGGACCUCAGACUGGGGCGAAGGUUCACCUUCCAACAGGACAAUGACCCUAAGCACACAGCCAAUACAAUGCAGGAGUGGCUUCAGGACAAGUCUCUGAAUGUCCUUGAGUGGCCCAGCCACAGCCCUGACUUGAACCUGAUCGUACAUCUCUGCAGAGACCUGAAAAUAGCUGUGCAGCGAUGCUCCCCAUCCAACCUGACAGAGCUUGAGAGGAUCUGCAGAGAAGAAUGGGAGAAACUCCCCAAAUACAGGUGUGCCAAGCUUGUAGUGUCAUACCCAAGAAGACUUGAGGCUGUAAUCGCUGCCAAAGGUGCUUCAACAAAUUACUGAGUAAAGGGUCUGAAAUCUUAUGUAAAUGUAAUUUCUACGUUUUGUAUGUUUAAUCUAAAAAAAAUCUAAAAACCUGUUUUUUCUUUGUCAUUAUGGGGUAUUGUGUGUAGAUUGAUGUGUGUGUGUGGGGGGGGGGGGGGGGGGGGGGGGGGGGCGACUAUUUAAUCAAUUUUAGAUUAAGACUGUAACGUAACAAAAUGUGGAAAACGUCAAGGGGUCUGAAUACUUUCCCAAUGCACUGUAGACACAUUUCUCCUUCUCUCAAAAAAUGGGGCUUGGUCUGGUCUAAGCUACCAGUCUACCCCUCUACAUGCCUCAUUUCUCCUAAAUAAUGCAGGCAAAAUUAGCUGACCUCAAAGUCCUGUUAUGCUUCUGUACCAUACCCAUUCAAGGCUCUUUGUAAUCAAUCUCGUGGCUUAAAUAGAUGGGAGGCCAACAACCACAUCACAGCCUCACUACUACUCCCCUGAUUCUGUGUGUGUUCUGUAACACUUUAUUUUGAAUACAUUUGAGCAUCUAUAAAUCUACACGGUACCUACCAUCAAAAUAAAGUGUUGCUAUAUUUACAUUUGACAUUUUAGUCAUUUAGCAGAUGCUCUUAUCCAGAGCGAUUUACAGGAGCAAUUAGGGUUAAGUGCCUUGCUCAAGGGAUGCUAAAUGACUUAAAUGUAAUGUAAAUGUAAGGGCACAUCGACAGAUUUUUCACCUAGUCGGCUCGGGGAUUAGAACCAGCGACCUUUCUAUAUGUCAGUGUUUCCGCUAGAUGAUUUUUGAGGUGCCACCAAAUCGACAUCGAAGGCCUUUUUAAGCAACAUUUUCAUUUAAAACCUAAAAGGGGUACAAUUGAAGCCUAAUUAUUUUAGGAAUGAAAGGAAAGAGGUAGGUUAGGUUUACACCUUUCAUUAUAUAAUGGUAACACUACCGUAUGUUCUUCAGCACUUCUGGAGCCCUUUAUCCAGUCUAACCUCCUGACUGUCCUGUACAGAUAUAUGUUCUGAAAGGUGCUGUGUACGGCAAACCCGUAGAGCCUGGCUUCAUGUUACUCGGCCUGCGGAUGGCCACCUUCAAUCAGUUAUGUGACCCCUGGGUUUACAUCGUAUGUCAGGAGUUCAGACUAAUGCGAGUAAAAACAGCUAAUGUUUAUAGCGCCCCCUAUCUUCACUCACCGCACAUUGCUUUGGGCUGUGGCUGUCCGGACUGUCCGGACCUCAUCCAUAGCCAGACCAUCCGAAUGACUGCAUCAUUCGUGCCACAACUAUGGACUCAUCCGCUUUGGACAGCCAUCUUAGCUGAUUCACGUCCCCUUAACAGCUUCUGAACUACAUUAACCAUAACCCCCAACUGGAGCAUGCUCAGUCCAAAGGAUACUCGAAGUCAUGAGCUGGUUUACCAUUGCCCCUCCACUUAGUUUCCGUUCUAUUCCAUGUCAGGCAGGCAAUAAGCCAUUCACUUGCAAUCUCUGCUUUUGCCAGUGCCCACCCCCUCCUCCCCCCAAAAAUGUAUGCCAAUGGACCAAUGAUGGUGACAUCUAAACAAAACGAUGAUCAUUCCACAUUAUAAGCAAUGCUUUGGAUAUGUGGUCAUUGUGUAUCUGUGUACUCUAUGCGUGUGUACUCCGUUUUUAAUGAUGCGUGUGUUUGUGUUUGACCACAGCAACUCACUGUCUGCCAGCUGCGAUCCUGAGACACUAAGGGCCUGUUAGCAUUUUUUUGAAGCAUCUGGAAAACGCUAAUUAUUUGCUAAACACAAGCGCGUAUGUCAUUCCUGAGGAGUAGAGCUUAUUUGUGUGUGUGGUGUGUGUGUGUGUGUGUGUGUGUGUGUGUGUGUGUGUGUGUGUUGCCUGUAUGAAUGUGUGUGAGAAGGCCCAAACUGCUGCACUUAUGUCUUCAAACUACUGAUGACAACUCUCUCUAUCUGUGUUGUUGGGUCUCAUGCGAGAGAAGAGAAAGAAGAGAAGAAAGACAAGUAAAUAAAGACGAAGAGAGAGAGAGAGUAGAGAGCACGAGAGAAACGAGAGCAGAGAGAGCUAGAGAGAGAAGCAUAGAGAGUGAGACGGAGAAGAGAGUUAGCAGCAGAGAUAUAGAAAAGAAAGAAAGAUCUAGAACAGCAUAAAACUGAUACAGACGACAGCGAGAAGACAGACACCCGAAAGACAGCUCUCGCAUCUCGAACCUCCCCCCUCCCUCCUCUCCUCCUCCUCCCUCCCUCCCUCCCUCCCUCCCUCCCUCCCUCCCUCUCUCCUUCCCCUUACACUCUACAGGUGUUUAUUGCGGAGACUGUGUUGUCAGGGAGCCCACCUAGGAUUCGCUACCUGCUACUCUUCAUCCGCUUCGCCACCUGGAACCAGAUCCUGGACCCCUGGGUGUACAUACUGUUUCGCCGCGCCGUCCUCAAGCGCCUCUACCCAAGUUGGGACUGGUCCCGGGGUUCCAUAAGGACCCUGUACCCCGCCUCCUUUGUCGGCACCAUCCGCCGGUUCACCCGCGCCUCCCUGGGCGGCGACGUCCAGGGGGGUAGCGAAAGGGCCAUGUCAGUCGAACCCCAGUCGUUUAACGUGAAGGCUCCACCUUCAUCGCCUUGA